UUUUUGACCUUUUGGGGUUAGACCUUUUUGUUUUUGAACUUUUGGAUUUAUCCCUGCUCCCCUUAACUCGUUUUGUUCCUUUCAAAUUUAAUUUUAUUUUUGACAUAAAUUCUUUCUUUAUUAAUUUUAGUUUAUUGAAAUGCGAAAAACUACCUCAGUUAACAAAACAAAGCCCAGAGCCAAUACAAUUGCCGCCAACCGCAAAAAUUUAAAUUCUUCAAAUCAAAAUUCAAUUCUUAAUUAUGUCGAUUCAAAACCAUCCUCUAGUAGUUCUAAUUGUAGAAUUACUCGUCAAAAUAAAAGACAAACAUAUUGUGACAAUUCUGACGAAAAUAUUAAACAACAAGAAAAUUCUAGACAAGCAAAAAAUGCAAAAUUUGAGGCAGAACAAUUUCUUGAAAUUGAUAGAUGUUUUAAAACUGUUGAGGCUGGGAGGAGAAAUGACGCGGAAAAAUUGAUUCCUGACAGUUUGGAGGAGUUGGCUUCUGACAAUGAAGAGGACAAAAAAUUGGGCGAGUUAGGACGUGAAAUUGAUUGUCUAAUCUCUUCUGACCAUGUCAAACGACUUCAUGCAGACAACGAAUUGUUUAUUGAAUUUAAUUAUUUUACUUUCGAAAUUGUUGGCUCUUUUGGGAAAGUUUUUUCAAUUAAAAACCCAGAAAAUGCUCGUAGAGUAUCGAAAAUAUAUAAAAAUAAUUGUUUUCAACUAAUUUUCUUUUCGUCGCUCAAUUCAACUCUUCGUUCAGCUUUACUUGAAUGUUUUCAUUCUUUGGCUAUUUCUGAUGGAAUUGAAAUUUCUUUUGACAAUUUUUUGACUGUUUUCUGUUAUGUUUUUCAAACAAAACCUAGCAAUUUAAAAAUUGAUUAUUCGGAUGAUUUAAUUGAAAAUAUGUAUACUUUAAUGGAAGAAGAAAAGCCUGUAGAAAAUGCUAAAGAUAUUUGGACUAUUUUACAUGAAAAUAUUUAUUCUUUCUUUGAUUGUUUUAUUUUCAUCAACUUUACCCAUUGGAAUAAUCAACAAUUAAUUUCACUUUUUUGUUUACUUUGCCGGAUUUAUUUUGACAAACAACUAAUUAAUUGUCGUUAUCUUAUUUCAAAUUCAUUUAAAUUGUUAAUUAAACAAUUAUUUUCUGCUGACGUGGACCGUUUAAAUUCGAUUCUUAAUGAAUUUUUAAAUAAAAAAUUAUUGGAAUGUGUUGAUGAAAAUAUUGGAAGAACUUUUGAAUUGUUUACUUUAUUUGCUCAAUUUGAGCAAUUUAAUCAACACAAACUUUCAACAUUUCGUUCAAUUCUUCAUUCAUUUUCUUCAACAAAUUUAACAAAAAAGUCAAAUCCUUCAAUGGACCAAGUUAUCUCUAUUUUGCCUUGUGUUGUUAAAAAAUUGAAGUUAAACAAAAAUUAUACUGAUUUAUAUUUUAUCUACACACGUUUUAUUGAUGAAAUAACUAUAGACAAAAAUCUACUUCAACACGAAAAAGAAAAAUCUUUAGAAAUGGCUGAACAUUAUUUUAGAGAAGCUUCUCUAUCUUUGAAUAAAAGAAAUAUAAACGACAAAAUGAUUGACAUGUGGUCACGUUCUUUGCAUAGGAUACGUGAAGUUCUUCAAAAUAAACGAAAUAAUGCAACAACUUUAAAUAAUUUGACAGACUUUAAAGUAUUACAAAAACAACAAAAAUGGCAACCGACAACAAUAAAUAUUACAUCAGACAGUAUAUGGAGUACUAGUAGUGAUGAAGAAGGAGAAGAAGACAAUAAAUAA
Messenger RNA from Meloidogyne enterolobii, 1759 nucleotides. NCBI's taxonomy places the organism in Eukaryota, Metazoa, Nematoda, Chromadorea, Rhabditida, Meloidogynidae. The record is from the annotation of a GenBank genome assembly.